Pocillopora damicornis (cauliflower coral) is the source of this 1694-nucleotide messenger RNA. RefSeq lists its product as uncharacterized. The record is from RefSeq and is a predicted model, not a curated record. Lineage: Eukaryota; Metazoa; Cnidaria; Anthozoa; Scleractinia; Pocilloporidae.
AGGGGCUGAUCCAGACUUUUGAAAAGCGUAGCCAUUUGUGGUGAAUCGACCACUGAAGGUCACAGGAGAGAGAUCAUAUAAUAACUCUUCGUAAUUCCCGGACAGUUUACCUUCCACGAGUAAAUGUUUCAGUUGUUGUGUGCGUACGUCGUGCGUCACGCAAUAGAAGUCACGCAUUCGUUUUGUUGAUGACGUUCAUAGGCGCGCGUAAUAAGUUGCGCCAUAUGAAUCCGACAAUGGCGGCAUUGAAUCUUCCUGAGAGUGAAGGUUCUCCAGAAGAAAUAUCGGAAAAACGACCGAAGUUAUUGACUAGAGUGAAGGCAGUGGUUUUUAAGAAUUUUUUGUCUAUAAGCUUAGUCUUUUUCGUAGCUUUAGGAAUUUUGGUUCCAGAACCCGGCGUCUUCUUCAGCGAACUACCGACCCACUAUGUCUGUGUCGUUGGAAUCUUUCUUCACAGUGGAAUCAAACUUAAAACAGGAGAAGUGAAAGACGCUUUUAAAGCGUUCAAGGCUAUGAUCUGGGGUGUUAUUUGUAUUUUGUUGAUUACGCCGAUUAUUGGCGGACAUUUAACUGGAUUGUUGCCAUACACUGUCACAAAGGGUCAUGCCACGACAAACGGCGUUGAAAUAAAUGGAAGUUCCCCGUCCACUGGAGGACACUCAGAGGGUAGUUCAGUACUUGGUCCAGUUUUUUUUCAAAUAGGAAUGCAGAUUUAUUUCAUCGUGCCGUGUACGAUCUCGUCUGGCGUUAUCUUGACAGCACAAGCUGGAGGUGCUGUAGCACUGUCAGUGCUGCUCACAGUGUUUUGUAACUUGGCCGCUGUAUUCACCGUUCCUCCUCUUGUGGCCUGGAUAAUAAAUUUUGAGAAUGUUAGGCUGGAUCUAGUAACAUUUUUGAUUAAACUGUUGCUGACAGUGCUUCUUCCAUUAUUGGUUGGCAAAGGUUUGAGAUAUAUACCCCAUGUGAAGCCAUGUGUGAAGAAAUAUUCCAAUACACUGAAAGUGAUCAGCAUCAUACUAUUGACUAUGAUUCCUUGGCUAAAGGUCAGCCAAGCAAGUGCACAAAAGGCCUUCACCGGAUUCUCUGUUGGAAGUGUUUUUGCUGUUAUUGGAUGGGGCCUAGCAAUGCACCUUCUUUUUAUCAUCAUUGUCAUUUUUCCAUGUUUUCUACUGAAACUGGAAAAAUCUGCUCUUAAGUCAGUUGUGAUAAUGGCCAGUCAAAAAUCCCUGGCAGUCGCAGUAUCAAUAGCUGGUUAUCUUCCAUUUACGCAAGCUGAACAAGGCUUGCUAAGCUUGCCAAUGAUAUUAAUUCACCUUGGAAUUCUUGUGGCUGAUUCAGUGUGGGCAUCUUGGUGGUUUGCACGGGAUGCUAAGAAAGAAAAAGAGGAAGCUGACCCUGGCAACAUGGCGUUAAAUGGAGAUAAGACUACUAAUCAAACAACUAAUGAUGAGCUGGAUCAUUUAUGUUCUGAUGCAAAUCAACAGUUAAAUGUUUCAUCUGUUUAAUGACCAAAGUCAUAUCCCAUUUUUCCUCAAAUAAUGGCUGUGCUCUAUUAAGCACCCUCCCCAAAUUAGCACCCACCCUCUAGGCCAUAAUAUCAAACAAGCACCUCUCUUGAAUAAAUACCCCCAUCCCCCCUCCUCCCUCUUUUUCUUAGAUAAUAGGGAUACAAGGAAAACCUGUUUUUAUUGCCA